UUUAUAUAAAAUUUUUUUUUGCAUUAGACGGAGGGAGAAGAACGCCACGCGUUUUUGGUUUUGUGUUGUUUUUAGUGCGUUUUAAACAGCUUUUUUUCUUUCUUUUAAUGUUUUGUUUUGUUGUUAUCGACUGUCAAAAUCAGCAAAAGAAUUUUUCCCAACGUGUAUUAAAAGUGGAUAUUUCUAAAUGUAUUUUUUCCUUUUUUUCCUUCCAAAAGAGUUGCGCAAUCGGGAAAAACGUAGCGCGACUAAAAACGUUUUCCAAGAAGAAAAAGAAACUUGAUCAAAACCAAAACAACUAUAACACUCAAACUUUUUAAUGAAAAGGGGGGAAGAUGGGGGAAGAAUUCUUUUAAGGGACAAGCAUUUUUGGAGACGUUGAAAAAAUUUUCUGAAAAUUUUUUCUGAAACCUCUCUGACAAAAUUCAAUCAUUAGUUAACCAGACUAGGACCCGGAUACUGAUUUUGGUAUUGUUACGACCCGAGGUGUGUCCGAGAUUUAACUAAUGUUGAGAGAGAUCAGUGACUAGCCCCACUAGUAUGAUCCCAAUAGAGUGACGAUUUCACUGGCUUUUAUAGUAAACUCUUUAAGGGCUGACGCCCAUACACAACAGGUAUCCGUAUCCGGAUAUUUACGGCAGAUACAGGCGGAUACAGACGGAUAUCCGCAACAUUUUAACAAUAUCUGUAUCCGUAUCCAUGUCAACUCGUUAGGUUAACCCCCCAAAAGUGCUUUAGUGCUUUAGAAACAUUGUAUUCCUUUAAAUUUCCUCGUCAUCAUUUUGUCCUUCAACUCAUAUUGCCUUAUUUUUUAUUCUCUCAUCUUCCUCAUCGCCCUUAUUAUUUUCCUCCUCUUCCAUUGAAGAAAGUACACACAUUCUUUUAAUAAAUAAAAACAACACCAACAAAAACCACCCAUUUACAUUCACAAAAAUUAUUUAUUUUUAUGUUA
Molecule: messenger RNA, 952 nt
Organism: Meloidogyne enterolobii
Lineage: Eukaryota; Metazoa; Nematoda; Chromadorea; Rhabditida; Meloidogynidae
Source: the annotation of a GenBank genome assembly